Vavraia culicis subsp. floridensis is the source of this 1791-nucleotide messenger RNA. RefSeq lists its product as uncharacterized. The record is from RefSeq and is a predicted model, not a curated record. NCBI's taxonomy places the organism in Eukaryota, Fungi, Microsporidia, Pleistophoridae. The annotation marks the transcript as partial. The transcript has a single exon. Gene Ontology annotation, molecular function: protein binding; poly(A)-specific ribonuclease activity. Gene Ontology annotation, biological process: nuclear-transcribed mRNA poly(A) tail shortening. Gene Ontology annotation, cellular component: cytoplasm; CCR4-NOT complex; nucleus.
CAUGCUGGAUGUUUCAACACCCAAGAAAAAAAACCAAAAGACUAGAACUCCACAGAGGUAUAGAAAUAUUACGAGGUCAACGAAGAAAGACGAGUGGUAUGGACUUGAUUUAGUGUCACAGGGUAUUAAAUUCCUAUCAAAAUGCCUGUUUACCUUAAGAUUUUUGAAAGAGCUCCAUCUGCAGAAUAAUGAGCUGACAUUCAUCCCAAAAGGCAUCACAGAGCUCUCUAAUUUGGAGGUUCUGGAUAUAAGCGAUAACAAGCUGACUUUUCUGCCGAAAGAGCUAGGAAGAAUGAUAAAGCUGAAGGUGCUCAAGUUGGAUGACAAUUUUCUGAGUUUCAUACCGAUGGAACUGGGGACGUUAUACCAACUAGAAACGUUUUCAAUCGACAACAACCCUCUCUUAGAACCAUUUGCUACACUUUACCAGGGCAAGGGUGGGAUAAGCGUAAUACACUUUUGUAGAGAGCAUAAUACAUCAUAUCCCGUGCCGCUUGAUAGAACAUGGGUGGAUUAUCAUAACAAAACGGAGGGAAUGGGCGAGUUGCUCUCAGUGGCAUCGUACAACAUUCUCAGCCCGCACUACGCCACGUCACAGCUUUUCGGAUACGUGCCUUCAUGGGUGUUACACUGGGAGAAUAGAAAAGAGAUGAUUUUUCAGGAGAUAGUUUCGUACAAUUUGGAUAUUCUGGGCAUACAGGAAAUGGAGACGUAUUCGUUUAUAGAAAAUUUUAAAGACCAGCUAGACCAUCGAUGCAAUUACGAUUCGUUAUUCUAUCCAUCUGGCCGUUCACAAUCGCUACCAGAAAGUCAGAAGAUGAGUGUGGAUGGCUGUGCAACAUUUUGGAAAAGGCACAAAUUUACACUUAUAGACCAGCAAUGUGUGAAGUUUUCUGAUCUGGUGUUUACCGACGAAAGAUUUUGCAAAAACGAGGAUAUUAUGAACAGAAACUCGGGAAAAGACAAUAUAGUACUGAUAACAGUUCUUGAGAAAACUAACGGGGGAUUGCUGAUCAUUUCCAAUGCACAUAUCCAUUGGAACCCAGAUUACAAGGAUGUUAAGCUUUUUCAGACAAUAAUAUUGAUUGAAGCGGUGCACAAGUUCAAAGAAAAAUAUCCCAUGGCCGGAAUAAUAUUGCUAGGAGAUUUCAACUCAAUGAAGAACUCGGCUGUGUACGAUUUGAUCGUUAACGGUCGUAUAUACCCCUUCAAUAUAGACUUUUCUCUUUACAACUACAAGCCGUUCAGUACAGACGGUUUUUCGCACGGUUUAUGUGUUAAAGAUGCGUACGGAGAACAGGAACUGGAACUUACAAAUUUCACGGCACAUUUCAAAGGCGUUCUCGAUUACAUUUUUCACAAUGAUCGGCUUAUAUUGUGUUCUACGCUGUCAGCCAUCGACAAUGAAUAUGUGCAUAGGAUGGUAGGCCUACCGAGUAUACACUUUCCGUCCGAUCACGUUUUGAUAGCGGCCAAGUUUUACUUUAAAGGGAGUCGAAUGAAGAAGAAGGAUCUAAAAAGCAAAAUGUAAAGAGCCGUGUUUGGUAUGUGUAGUGCUGGUACAACAUAGAACACAUCUGUCACUACCUGAACAGGGUUAUUGAUGGUUUUCAGUUGCGUAGUUGUAAAUAUUAUAUUUUGACUAAAAACGAUAUCGUAUUUGAUUUGCACACACGUACUUUAUUCGUGUUAUAAAUGCUUUGAUGUGGCAUUCAUCGCUUUUACCAUUAAUUAUAUUUUUUAAGCGCUAGAAUUGAUGUUUACUUGUCGGUGAGUGAUCUACGCUGCUUU